AUGAUAGCACGACAUAAGGAGUUGAGGGAGAAGAUCAGGCAGUUGGCCCUGCUGUAUGACAUUGCAUCAGCCGAAUGCAUCUACGAGGACCAAGAUCAAGACCCGACAGGAUCGCUGCGAGUUGGGGACAUACAAUUGGCAACAGGGAAAUUGGAAGAUGAUCCUGCCCAAGUACAGGACGACCUUCUCGAAUGGAUUUCGGUCAUUUCGGCAACCUCCCCGGUGAAUGUCCAAGGAAGUGGAUACCCUCAUCCAGACAAAAUUAAGCGUAUGGAAGAUGCUAAGUUUAUUCGGGAAGCUCAGUACACCGAAUGGCUCUCUAACAUCGUACCAGUAAUGAAGAAAAACGGAAAGCUAAGGGUAUGCGUAGAUUUUCGAAACCUCAACUUGGCCACACCUAAAGACGAAUACCCGAUGCCGGUGGCCGAUAUGCUAAUAGACAGGGUAGCAGGGCACACGAUACUCAGUUUUCUCGACGCACAUUCUGGGUACAACCAAGUACCAAUCAACAAAGAGGACAUCUCUAAAACAGCUUUUCGAUGCCCCGAGCCGAUUGGAGCGUACGAGUGGGUCGUUAUGCCUUUUGGCUUGAAGAACGCAGGGGCAGCAUAUCAGAGAGCGAUGAACAAAAUGUUCAGAGGCCUCGAUUGCCUUGAAGUUUACAUCGACGACGUGGUGGUCAAAUCAAAUACCAGCGAAGUCCAUCCGGCCGAUCUUCGGAAAGGUUUCGAACGAAAAGAGACCGAUGAGUGGAUAUGGACGGACGAGCAACAGAGGGUGUUUGAUGAUUUAAAAGAUUACUUGGAAAAACCUCCGGUUAUGACUCCCCCAAAGCCGAAUAAACCAUUGUUGCUGUACUUAUCGGCUGCACACGAAUCCCUGGGAUGCUUGCUCGCCCAAGAAGAUAACAGGGUCGAAAGAGCGCUUCGGUAUUACAUGUUGCCGGUAGUGGUGUACGUACUAUCCCAGACCGAUAUCAUUAAGUAUAUUCUAUCGAAACCAUACUUGAGAAAUCAGAUUGGGAAGUGGGCGAUUGCCAUGUCCGAGUUUACAUUAGUAUAUGUUCCCCAAAGGGCAGUCAAAGGACAAGUGUUGGCCGAUUUCUUAGCCGAUCAUCCUGGCAUCACCCUUAUCGAGGAGACAAUUAGUUGCUGCGAGAUAGCCAUAUGGGAGAUGUGGUUUGAUGGAUCCAGGACUAGCCAGGGGACAGGCGCCGGAGUACAUAUCGUUUCGCCCUUGGGGGCAUCGUACCAAUUGUCAUUUAGGCUCUAUUUUGAGUGUACCAACAAUCAGGCGGAAUAUGAGGCCCUGAUAUUCGGCCUCGAGAUUCUAUCCGAGCUGGGGGCAAAGGCGAUCAGUAUGAAAGGAGACUCUUUGUUGGUUGUUAAACAGGUGACAGGAGAAUUCAAAUGCGAGUCCGAGCUACUGGUAAGAUAUUGUAAUAAGGCGAAGCAUUUGAUCGAAGGGUUUCAGGACACGAGGAUAGAAUACACCGAGAGGUCAGACAAUGGUAUCGCGAAUGAUCUAGCUCAACACGGUAGCGGUUACAAGGCAAGCCUCCAGUUUGAUAUAAUCGAAAGAGAAUCGCCAAAUCUCCAUACUGGGGGAAAUACUCUUGAUGAAAAGAAAUAUUCGGCUUACCAACUCGACAUCACCCAAGAUUGGAGGAAUGAGAUCUUGAAAUGGUUUGAAAAACCAGAUCUGACGAAUAGGAGGUUGAGGACCUUGGCCCUGAAUUACAUGGUUUUAGCAGGUGACUUGUACAAAAAGUGCUUUGAAGGAUUAUUUUUCAGAUGCAUCGGCCCCAAAGAAGCAAUGCUUGCAAUGGCCGAAGUUCAUGAAGGAAUAGCCGGCGCUCACCAGGCGGGCCCCAGAAUGAGGUAUGCGAAAGGGUGCGAGGCCUGCCAGAAAUAUGGUCCUAUACAGCAUGUCCCGGCCGAAGAAUUACACUUUAUUAUCAAACCAUGGCCGUUUAGAGGAUGGGCAGUCGGCCUCAUUGGGAAGAUAUAUCCUGGCUCAUCAGAUGGCCAUACUUUUGUUAUUAUCGCCACUUGUUAUUUCACCAAAUGGGUCGAAGCCAAGCCCCUGAAAUCGCCUACGCAGGAAGCAGUGAUCAAAUUCUUCAAAGAGCACAUCGUUCACCGGCACGGGUUACCUGAAUCAAUAACCACAGACCAAGGGACAAUGUUCACAGGAGGCGAUAUAGUUUGGUGCGCGUCUCAGAUGAAGAUCAAGAUGCUUCACUCAACGUCGUACUAUGCACAAGCCAACAGACAGGCCGAAGCGACGAAUAAGGCUAUUAAGCUUAUCGUCCAAAAAGUGAUCGAGGAGAACCCAAGACAAUGGCACGUCCUGCUAUCGGAAGCAGUAUGGGCAAAUAGAACCAGCAAGAAAUCGACCACAGGAACUUCGCCGUUCCGGAUGGUCUAUGGUUACGACGCGAUGUUGCCAAUGGAGCUUACUGUAACGUCUACUCGCCGUUUAUAUCAAAAUAGGUUGUCUAAAGACGAUUACUUUGAUAAGAUGGUAAUAGACGCUUUAGAUCUCGACGAAGAGAGAUUGGCGGCGUUAGAUCACUUUGAAGCUCAGAAAAGAAGAGUUGAGAGGGCAUAUAACAAACGGGUGAAACGGAAAACAUUUGUGGUGGGCGAUCUGGUAUGGAAGGCAGUCUUGCCUAUUGGCCACAAGGACAAUCGGCUCGGAAAAUGGAGCCCGAAUUGGGAAGGCCCCUUUAUCGUGACUAGUAAGUUGACAGGCGGUGCGUAUUUACUGGCGAACAUUGACGGAGAAGAACACGAUAGGACGAUCAACGGUCAGUUUCUAAAGAAAUACGUCCCCAGUUGUUGGUAUAAUAUCGACAUACGACUAUUUGGGGCCGACGAGGAGUGA
Molecule: messenger RNA, 2889 nt
Organism: Mercurialis annua (annual mercury)
Lineage: Eukaryota; Viridiplantae; Streptophyta; Magnoliopsida; Malpighiales; Euphorbiaceae
Exons: 5
Coding region: 1-2889 (962 amino acids)
Biological process (GO): DNA integration
Molecular function (GO): nucleic acid binding; RNA-DNA hybrid ribonuclease activity
Source: RefSeq, a predicted model, not a curated record